CCCACAAUAGGAACAGUGACAGUUAAAAUGAAGAUAUUGGUGUGUUUCGGAGUAAUUUUGCUGUCGUUCACAGUUAGUUCCGAAGAAGCUCAGAAUUCCACAGAAACUCUACCAUCGAUAACACCAGAACCUGUGAUAGAGCGAUCUUCUCACCAUCAUCAUGAGUCCCCACCAUUCCAAGGGUUCUGGAAGAAGAGGUUCGUGUGGCGACCCCGGUGGGUGAAAACCUGGCAGGAGAAGAAAAUCUACGUGGCGGUGUGGAAGAAGAUGUGGGGACCGGCCGAGUUGAAGGAAUGGGUUCCCGUCCCCAAACCACCACCUGGAUGGGUCAGACAUGGUGGUGUCCCGUUUAUAAAAUUGGGGGUGCCUCAUUAACCUAGCCCAUAAUCUAUGAUCUAUCGUUACAUCAUAGAUGUAUACAAGGCGUAACAAAACUAAGUGAUAAAACAUUAGGGUGUGU
This is a messenger RNA of Aricia agestis (brown argus), 460 nucleotides long. RefSeq lists its product as uncharacterized. The record is from RefSeq and is a predicted model, not a curated record. The transcript is spliced from 3 exons. NCBI's taxonomy places the organism in Eukaryota, Metazoa, Arthropoda, Insecta, Lepidoptera, Lycaenidae. Bases 28 to 375 code for a protein of 115 amino acids.